ACCCAUGCGGGGCUUUCGAGUUGCACAUCUCAGACGCCCCCCAACUACCUCUGGCUCCCGGGGGCGCGCCUGUCCCUCCGAGGCCUCGGGCCCAGCUGGGGGUGAGGUUCCCGCCGCGGUCCCAACUUUCCCCUUCCCAGCAAGCGCAGAGUUGGCCGGCGGGGGUGCAGAGGCGGCCGGCGGGGGUGCAGAGGCCGGAUCUCCACUGCCCUGGUUUACGCAGGCUCCAGGCUGCAUCCCCUCCCCACCCCCCCGCCCCUCCUCCCGCUCUUCCUCCCGCCCCGGACGAUUCUUUCUUCGGCUCCGCUUUUAAACCCAACCUUAAUCGUUCGGAGCGCGCGGGCGGGAGAGGCGAGGAGGGCGAGCUCGGGGUUCGCCGCCGCCGCGCGCGCUCAGGAAGCAGCGUGGCUUUGCCCCCUCCCAGGCCUCCUUCCCCCUCCUUCCUGCCCCUGCUCCCCCUCCUUCCUCCCCUCCUCCCGCCCCGCCGCCCGCGCCCCGAGCCUCUACUCCCUCCCCACGUCACUCGCCAGCGCGCCAUGCAAAUCACCGCCGCCGCCGGCUCCCAUUGGCCGCGGCGCGCUCAUUUAAUGGCAGCCCGGGCCCGGCGUAUGGCUGCUGGGCCCCGCGCGCCGCCGGCCCCGCGUGCGCCUCCGCUCCGAGCGCACGGCCUCGGGCAGGCAGUGGGCAGCCAGUCCCGGGCUCGGCGGCCCCGCUCUCAGGCCCUCUCCGCGCGCCUGCGCUCCCGGCGCUGCCCCCUGCCCCCCUCCCCAACGGCCCCCCUCCGCGCCCCCCUCGGCGCCUCGCUCCCCCCGGGCACCUGGGACCGGCACAUGCCCAGCGCACGCGGCACGCCGCGCUGCUAGAAGUUGCAGCCCCGGAGUUGGGAGGCCGCCGAGGACCCAGUGCAGGAGGAAGGAGGCAGCGCGCGGCGGCGGCCGGCGAGGAGGAGGCAGAGAGCCCGGGGCCAGGCCCCGCGCACCGCUCGCGUCCCGAAAAGUGGAGCUGCAACUUGGCCACGACUGCACCUGUUUGCACCGCUCGGCCGAGGCGACCGGGCUGCGGCGGCGGCGGCGACCCCGGCCAUCGCCCCUCUCCGGCGAGUGGUUGGAGCACGAGGAGAAACUUUGCACCUGUGAGCCGGACCUGCGCUGAGUGCGUGUGUUUUUGCCUCUUGUUUUGUUGUCAGUGCUUCCUCCUCCCCCCACUCUUCUCUCUGCUAGGACUUCUCCCCCUCCCCACGUCUCGCUCCGUUCCACUGAGCUCCUGUCCAUCCCUCACCCCCCCCCCCCGGCCGUCUAUGCUCCUGGCCCUCCCCGCGCGGUGCCGGUGAACCCGCGGGCCGCCCCGAUGUACAGCAUGAUGAUGGAGACCGACCUGCACUCGCCUGGCGGCGCCCAGGCCCCCACGAACCUGUCGGGCCCGGCCGGGGCGGGCGGCGGCGGCGGCGGGGGCGGCGGCGGCGGCGGCGGCGGGGGGGGCGCCAAGGCCACCCAAGACCGGGUCAAGCGGCCCAUGAACGCCUUCAUGGUGUGGUCCCGCGGGCAGCGGCGCAAGAUGGCCCAGGAGAACCCCAAGAUGCACAACUCGGAGAUCAGCAAGCGCCUGGGCGCCGAGUGGAAGGUCAUGUCCGAGGCCGAGAAGCGGCCGUUCAUCGACGAGGCCAAGCGGCUGCGCGCGCUGCACAUGAAGGAGCACCCGGAUUACAAGUACCGGCCGCGCCGCAAGACCAAGACGCUGCUCAAGAAGGACAAGUACUCGCUGGCCGGCGGGCUGCUGGCGGCCGGCGCGGGCGGCGGCGGCGCGGCCGUGGCCAUGGGCGUGGGCGUGGGCGUGGGCGCGGCGGCCGUGGGCCAGCGCCUCGAGAGCCCGGGCGGCGCGGCGGGCGGCGGCUACGCGCACGUCAACGGCUGGGCCAACGGCGCCUACCCCGGCUCGGUGGCGGCGGCGGCGGCGGCCGCGGCCAUGAUGCAGGAGGCGCAGCUGGCCUACGGGCAGCACCCGGGCGCGGGCGGCGCGCACCCGCACGCGCACCCGGCGCACCCGCACCCGCACCACCCGCACGCGCACCCGCACAACCCGCAGCCCAUGCACCGCUACGACAUGGGCGCGCUGCAGUACAGCCCCAUCUCCAACUCGCAGGGCUACAUGAGCGCCUCGCCCUCGGGCUACGGCGGCCUCCCCUACGGCGCCGCGGCCGCCGCCGCCGCCGCCGCGGGCGGCGCGCACCAGAACUCGGCCGUGGCGGCGGCGGCGGCGGCGGCGGCCGCGUCGUCGGGCGCCCUGGGCGCGCUGGGCUCGCUCGUCAAGUCGGAGCCGAGCGGCAGCCCGCCCGCGCCCGCGCACUCGCGGGCGCCGUGCCCCGGGGACCUGCGCGAGAUGAUCAGCAUGUACUUGCCCGCCGGCGAGAGCGGAGACCCGGCGGCGGCCGCGGCGGCCGCGGCGCAGAGCCGGCUGCACUCGCUGCCGCAGCACUACCAGGGCGCGGGCGCGGGCGUCAACGGCACGGUGCCCCUGACGCACAUUUAGGGACGCGGGGACACUGCGGCCCGCGCCCGCGACGCGCGAGGAGGAGCGCGCGGCCCGCCCGAGCGGCCUUGCUUUUGUACAGACGCUUCCACGGUCUCGGGAGGAGGAAGACACCGGCCACGAGCGCGGGCGACGCACGCCCUCGGCUCGCCUUCCCCGGAGCCCCGGGGGACCGCCGGGCGCGGACACAGCCUGCGGUCUGGUCUGACUCCGGUGUUUUCUUGAGACUUUUGUACAGUAUUUAUCGUUCACGGAGGAGGCAGAAAUCGUUUUCUUUGCUCGAGGGGACAAAGCCCAAACCCAGGGAGAGGCGACUCCAACUUCUCUAGCCCGGCCAGCGCGCCCGCUCUCAUCCUGCAUCGCUUCCUGCCGGCGUUUGGCGGCCCUAGACCCGGCGCCAGGGAGCUGCUCUCAUUUGUUAUCGAUGUAGUAAGGCAGAUCCAAACACUUACGAGUUUUUUGUAGUUGUUACCGCUUUUUUGGGUUGGUUUGUUAAUUUAUACAAAGAGAUCUCCCCACUCCUUUCAGAUGGCAGCGUUAUACCCUGGGUUUUUGUAAAACUUUCUGUAUCUGAGGAUUUCCAUUUUUUUUUUUGUUUUGUAUUAUUUCUUGUAAAUGCAUUGUGAAAUUUUUAUUUUAGGCGUUGCGGUGUGGGGAGGGGGAUUCAGAUUAUGUACAUAAUUUCCUAAAAAAGCCUUUCUUCUAAAACCGAGAAAAGACCUCUCCUUAAAAAAAAAAAAAAAGAAAAAAGAAAAAAAAAUGCAUCGAGUUUUGAGUCAAUAAAUUUAAGAGAGAAAAAAAAAAGCCCAGUUUCCCCCCAUAAUUUGGAACGUGCUAAUUUUAUAUGCAUGUUUUGUGAGCUCAAAAUACAAUUAGUAAAUCUGAUGGAGGAGGAAGAAAUUAUCAGCAUAAACUAAAAGUAAGGGUUCCUCAGGGGGGAGGGUACAAUCUUCAGGGAGCUUCUUUCAGUGGAAGGGAAGAAAGUUUAAAUCAUAGAUUAUUUUGUAAUGUUUACUGUGUUAAUACAGAUCAAGAAAUAAUUACCAGGAUAAAAAAACAAACAAACAAACAAACACCACCCCUCAUUUUAUAGUCUGGCUCUUUGGUGUGUUAUUUGUAACUGUGAGCUGACCCGGUGGGCUCUGCGUCCUCCAGCUGGCCUGGGAUCCGCCCAGUUUGGUCUGGAGGAGGAAGACCCCAAUGGCCGGACCGGCCUCAGAUGGAUGACAAAGACCACCGCAGGGUCACCGAUGCCCCCAGUUCCCCCUGCAAUUAACAAGAUGGCAAAUGGAGUUUAUCUGAAUUUGGCUCAAGGAAACACUCUUUGAACCAAAAUAUCCUGCAAUGGGGCCCACUCCCUCUCUCCUCAGCCCCUCCCUCUGGAUUAUUUCUCCUUGGGAAAGGGCAAAAGGAUCUUGAAUUCUCUCUCUCUGCCACCCCCCCCCACACACACACACAUUCACUCGACCACCCCCCAUCCCCAGAGUGAACUGGGGCACAUGGAAUGUGGCGUUUAUUAUUCUCGACGAGAUCAGAGGGUGUUUGAUGCUUUAAAUUUUUUAAUUCUAUUUUUUCUAGGUUGUUUAUGGGCACACUGCAGUUUUUUUCUGGAAUUUAAAGUUUUCUGUAAAACUUUGUCUUCAAGUAAUCUGACAGCAUUAAAUAUUGCAUUUAAAAGUUAUACUGUAGCCAAUACAUUUUGAACUUAGUCACAACAUAAAGAUGAAAUUAUAUUUUUGGAGGAAAAAAAAAAGCCUUGAGGCCACAUCAAAACAUGUUGAUUUCAUCAGCCUCA
This is a messenger RNA of Mustela lutreola (European mink), 4321 nucleotides long. It is a transcript of the gene SOX1, whose product is annotated as SRY-box transcription factor 1. NCBI's taxonomy places the organism in Eukaryota, Metazoa, Chordata, Mammalia, Carnivora, Mustelidae. The transcript has a single exon. Bases 1348 to 2526 code for a protein of 392 amino acids. Gene Ontology annotation, molecular function: RNA polymerase II cis-regulatory region sequence-specific DNA binding; DNA-binding transcription factor activity, RNA polymerase II-specific. The record is from RefSeq and is a predicted model, not a curated record. Gene Ontology annotation, biological process: anatomical structure morphogenesis; cell differentiation; regulation of DNA-templated transcription.